Acanthisitta chloris (rifleman) is the source of this 954-nucleotide messenger RNA. It is a transcript of the gene ZC3H11D, whose product is annotated as chromosome unknown open reading frame, human C12orf50. The record is from RefSeq and is a predicted model, not a curated record. The annotation marks the transcript as partial. The transcript is spliced from 9 exons. Lineage: Eukaryota; Metazoa; Chordata; Aves; Passeriformes; Acanthisittidae.
AUGGAGCUUCUCAAACAGCCUCCUGAAGGUGCAAGGAUGGUGCAAAACCUCACGGAAGAGCUUCAGCUGUUAAGAAUAACUAACGAUCAAUUACAGAAAGAAAAUGCAGAACUAGAGCAUCAGGUGGAGGAUUGUAAUCCCCACACAGACACCUAUACAAGCAAAGGUCCUGGAGCCGCUGUUCCACUGCAACGGGACGUCGUAGGAGGGAUUCUGCAUCCAGCCCAUUAUCAAGACUCACUCAGAAAUCAAGAGAAUAUUCCAUUACUAAUUUGCCUUCCACGGAUUAGUAACAUCAUUGUUCAAGUGGAUGAUGAAGAGGAUGAUGAAGAGGAUGAAGAAAUGGACUAUGUUUCUACCUGGGUGCCUAAGACUGCUGCUGAUAUUGAAGAGGCAAGAGCAAUAAAGGAGAUCUGCUAUAUAUCUGGACAGUAUUAUGGGAUUCAGAGCCCUAACGAACACCAAUCAACACAUACUGUGAAAUCACCUUGGCAAGCUGAGCUACUACCCUUGGAAGCUACUGAACAAAACUUUCAGAAUGGUACUAGUAACACAAUUCCUACAAAAUUUAGUAAUACCAGAAAAGAAAAAGAGAGUUCAGAAAGGACAGUAGUGAUAGAGAGUACUCCCAGAACGGAUCGUACAUCCUUUGUCAAUGGAGGAGGUGGUUGUACUGUGAGACAGAGGAACACAUUGGUUGAGAACAGAUGUGAAGCAUCACCUUGGGAAAAAGAACCAAUUAGAUCAAAAUAUUCCAAUGUGAAAGAGACAAACCACACUGAGCUGGUAAAGAACCGUCACUGUAAAGAAGUAAAGAAAAAUAAAUGGAUUUCUAAGGAACCAAGAAAUUUACCUAAUACAGGAACUGACAAAGGCAAAUAUACUUCAGAAUCUUUUAAUGCACAAACUUGGAGGAGAAGAAAUCCAGAAGCAAAAUCAUCAUCUAAGUUUUAA